GGCAGUGAUCAUGUUCUGCACGUGUUGCGCUCCAUUCCUAACUCAGGAACUGUAGUGGUCGUUUGGCGCUGGCCUUGUGAGUCGGUUGAAAUUCUGCAAGAAAUACAGCAGUGUUUGGAUGAGAACGAAUGGGAAGGCUACAGAAUCAAAGUGGCGCCAAUUCCCUGUGAGCCACCUUCCAUGAUUUAGACAAACUUCGCUGCUCACUUGUUCAGGCCAGGAAAGGAAACGACUUUUACCUGCUGCGGUCGGGCAUACAAGUUCUUUCUGACUGUCAGACAACAGCAGAUCUUGUUGGCACACCUGCUGAUUGUCAGCGCCUUUGUUGUGAUGCUGACCCUGUAUUACCUCUUGUACAAAAUGGUGUACCAACGAGGGUAUCACCCAGAGCAAAUCCUGACUAGGCUUGUCACCUGGUGUUGUGCUCUUGGAAAUGUACUUCUAAACCAAUUGGUAUGGUUUGCCUCCCAGCAAGUGGGCUAUCGUGUCAAGACGCAUUGUGACACAUUUGUUCUGACUUGGUAUACCUUGGUGGUGUUCACCAACAUGGGAUUUAAUUUUUUUGUAAUCUGCUGGACAGCUGGUUCAGUGCCGCGAGAUCCUAUUGCAGCAAUUCACUUUGAAUCUCAACUGGGCUCAGCACUUGUUGCAUUCUUGCGAGGCUCCCUGAUUUCGUAUGCUAUUUGGCCAUUGUAUUAUCCUUUCUACUGGUUGAAAGGCAUGGCACAAGUGCUACGUUUGCACCUGUUUCGAGAUAGGUCCGGAGUCACAGAAAGAAGGUGUAAAUGGUUGGCUGAAGGUGUUGCUGAGCCUCCAGAGUGGUAUAUGCAGUAUGACUAUGCAGGAAUCGUGGUGUUGGAAGCAACAUCGUUCAUGUGUCUUUUCCUAUUUGGCUUUGAUUCUUGGCGAGUCUUUUCUUGGGAUGUUAUGUGGGCAUGUGGCAUCUACUUCUUAAACAAGUACAUUUAUCUUGGGCUAAGCAAAGAAACCUUUUACACGUCGCGAACUCUUGACACUUCCGUGCUCGAGUUGAUGUCCAUGUCGCUUGGAGUCUUGGCUGGAUGUGUUUGUCAUUGGGGAUUCAGAGCUGGCCGUCCUGCAACGUUCAUAGUGCCGGUCUCAAUCUUUUCCCUGCUCUACUUGUGGGCUUUCGAUCGCAUUAUGCAAUCUGACAAAGGGCAAAGCGGGCUCAGAAGUUCAGCAGAAAGGGUUUGGUAUGACGACUUACCAUACGAGCAGCUUGAGCGUAUGUACCCUUUUAACUGGUUCAACGUGAACCCAGUUCAUAUGAUGCGGAUCUUGCAUGGAGUAGACCAUUCGGAGCAAUCAGGUUGCUUCCACCAGCAGGUCGUAUGGCAACCUGGUCGAAGUUAUUUGCAACCAGAUCUUUGCUUCGAUUAUGGUCAUUAUGGUGGCGAAUGCCGGGAACCAGAUACAGACAGUGAUCAGAGAGAUCAGAGAGAUCUUGAUUUGUUCACUGCGCUCACAGAAGUGCAAGCUGAAGCAAGACGAGUUGCCUCAACCCAUGCUGUCUCAAGGACAAACUCUCCAUACCUAGUCGCAGCAUCUCCAACGCAGACUGCAAGGACCCCUCAAUGCCCUCCUCUGCCUCCUCCCCCUACGGCGACAUUUAGGACUGUCUGUGGUCCAUUUGAACCAGAGCGAACACGCACUGAAAGCUUGUCAGUAGACUGCUUUAGCACAUCCCAACGUCCAACACAGCCCAGCCGCUCCGUGUAGCUCGACUUUGGAGAAUCGACACAGUCAAGACAUGACGAUACGACUAUUGAAGUGACUACUGGAUACAUCACUACUCAAUGUUACCGCUGUGCGUCCGAACUCCUUGAGCAGCGCAGCGAUGCCACAAGAUCCACCGCAGGUGCAGAUCUGCCCUCGACGGCUUCCUCUACCAGGCCAAAGGAACGAAGCUCAUGCAAUGGUGUAAGGAUGUGCAAGGAUGUGCAAGGGCAGUCAUUUCUAAACGAUGGCGAACCAAAAUAGUGAGGAAUGCAGAUCUUCUAUAGCUGGAGCAGAGCUAUGCCUUGGUUGCCGAAACUUGCGACGUGC
Molecule: messenger RNA, 2067 nt
Organism: Cladocopium goreaui
Lineage: Eukaryota; Dinophyceae; Suessiales; Symbiodiniaceae
Source: the annotation of a GenBank genome assembly